Molecule: messenger RNA, 3913 nt
Organism: Cinara cedri
Lineage: Eukaryota; Metazoa; Arthropoda; Insecta; Hemiptera; Aphididae
Source: the annotation of a GenBank genome assembly
UUACUAUUAGUUGUGAUCAGUGUUCUCUUGAUUAUUUUUGCCACCAUCGUUGUUUUCUUAAAAUUUGAGAACAUGAUUGUAAAAACGUUGAAAAUUGAAAUCAAAGAAUAGUAUUCAAAAUGUCUAUAUUAGUAAUAUCUCAGAAAUUGGUAAUUGGUAAAUUAUAUAACCUAUAUAUAUUAUAUAGAUUCCCAAGCACAAAUCCAAUAGACCGUGAUAAACUGAUAAAUAAUAUUAUGUUUCAGCUCUUGGUAGAAAAUACGGUAAAAAUUGAUAGUCUAUUAGGCAUAGACCUAUUAGGUUAAACCAUAGAUACCAUAGUUGCAGUGGCUGAUAAAGACAUAUCGGCGGCAACUUAUUCCCGAGUAAUAAACAAUAUUGACGAUAACGCAUGCUAUUAUUGCUGUUGUUUUCAGUGUUUUUUCCCGAAUUUGUGACAUUUUAAUUUGUGGUGUUUUUACUCAUUUGCACUAUUUAAGAUAUCUCCAAAUUCAAGAACCCGUAUUUAUACCUAUUAUAAUAAUUAGUAUUUUCUUAUGUAAUUAUUAUUCUUAAAAAAAAAAAUAAUAACUCUUGUUAUCCACUAGUGGCACUAGUUAUUGAGCGUAUCGCCUUGCCAUGUUAUACUUAGAAGAUUAUCUGGAAAGUAAGUUUAUAAUUGUUUUUAAUAAUAACGCAAUUAAUUUUCUUAAUUAUAUAUUAUUAAAAUAAAUAAUGUACUAGGUACCAAAUCACCCAGUUUGGGGAAUAAUUAAUAAUAAAUAAAUAAAUUCACUAUGUUUUAUUUUGUUUAAGACAUUGAACAUUUGCCGCAAGAGAUGAGAAAUCGCUUCACUGAAAUGAGAGAAAUGGACUUGCAAGUAGAAAGUACAUUUAUAUAAUUAUAUAACACACCUAUUUACUUUACUUCUAAUAUAACUAUUGGUUUUUUUUACUAUACAGUCUAUAAUUAUUCAUCAAUUAUAGUCAUAAUUAUUAAAUUCCAUAAGUUUGUUAUUUCAGUUGUAAUAUUGUUAUAAUACUUAUAUUACCUUUAAUAAUAUAUGAACAAUAAUGACAUAAAAGUUUAAUGUAUAUCAAUUUCUUUUCAGAUUCCAUGGACUGUAUAAAAAAAAAUGUAGAUAAUUUAUUUUCAAAAGCAGACAAAAUGAAUCCAGAUGAAUUAGAAACUAGUUUUAAUUUGAUUAUGAAAGAAGGCGAAAAAUCUGUUGAACAAUCUGGUUAUAAUUUUUUAUUGUUGUUUUUUUAGUAAUACCUUAAUUUAAGAAGAAUUUUUAUUAAUUUUAGAAGAAAAAGUUCAAUUAGCCAAUCAUAUGCAUGAACUUAUGACAAAAUACAUGAGACGAUUAGAUCAUGAAUUACACAAAUUUAAAAUGGAAUUAGAAGCCGACAAUAGUGGUAUCACUGGACUUAUUGAAAAAAGUAAAAAUUGUAUACUUAUAUGGUUUUUAAUUUUUAAUGUUAUCUUUUUUUUAAUACAUUUAUGUAAAUCAUAUUUUAAAAUUAAUUUUAAUUUUAGGAAGUUUAGAUUCAGAACAAAGUAAUACUACCAACCAAAAAGAAAAUAAAUUUCAAUUGAGCAGAUGUCUUUUUGGAGGUAAGUAGUAAAUGCGUGGAACUAUUUCAAUUGCAUAAUAUUUCCUUCUUUGCAUUUUCAGUUGAGUUUAAUAGUGUGUAUUGAGAAGUAUUUGACCCCUCCCUUAAUUAUAAAUACCAUGUUAUAAUUUGUGUAAUAAAAAAAAAAAUAGUAUGUAUGGAUACAAUUAAUUUACAGCAAUAAAAAAAUGAUAUUUUCAUCCUAAAAUUUGUUCAUGUGUACAUUGUUUAAAAUUGUUUAAUAAAAUAAAUUUUAAAAUACAUUCAUGUUAAAAUUUAAAGAAAUGUAUAUGUGUAUAUAUAUAUAGAGUGAGAUAUUUAAUUGGCUACACAUAAUAUUUCAUGAGGUAUUAAAAACCAAAAGUAGGUAGUUAUUUCAUCCCCCAUAAAUAAUAUUAAUGUAACAUUUUAGAACCCCUUAUUUCACUUAAAUUAUUUUUAAAAAAAUACAUUAUCUUUUUUUAAGUCAAUACUUUUUGAAAAAUUUCAAGUGUAGUCACUUAAUAUAUUAUAUGUAUCAAAUUUUUGUCUAUAUGAAAUUGCUAGUCAUAGUUUAUUUUGAAUAAUCAAUUGGCAUUUAGUCCAAAAAUGUUAAAACAUAAUAAACUAAAUAGAACAUUGUUUCUUCAAUUUUCAUUAAACUUCAUAUAGAUAUGUUGAGUAUAAUUUCAAAGCUUAAUUGUCUUAAUAUGUACUUAUAAACCAAUUUAAUAUUAAAAAUAACAAAUUAAUACAUUUAUUUUACUUCAAAUAUUUUACAGACAAACAAGAAGCUUUAAACAAUGUUGGCAGUUCCAAGCAAAAAUCAACGUCAGUAGCUUCGAAUUCUGCUAGUAGUGGAGAGGUUGCAUCACCUUCACAACGUGAUACAAGUCCUGCUAAUUCUCGAGUAGUUUCAUCUUCAUUAGCCUAUACGUUGGGCCACAUGGGGGCAGGUAGUCCAGCAAUUGCUGCAGCUGCAUCCCAAGCAAUUGUUGCUACUCAACAGGUAUAAUUAAAACUUGUUGGUUAUAACAUUGAAUAAAAUUAACUAAAAAAAAUUCAAGUUUUAAGUGCCUUAAAUAAUACAAGUUAUACUGUAUGCAAUUAUUACUAAACUAUGCUCCCUUCCUUAACUGUGUUGUCCAUUAAAUAAUCAGUAAGAUUAAAAUUAAAAAUAAACUAUUGACAAUUAUUUAUUCAGGAAUUAAGAGAUUAUCGGUUUACUUGCAAUAUUUCUUGGUCCGUUAGAAUGAAAAACAUUAUCAUCUCAGAUUUAAAAUGUUAAAUAAAUCCCUGGUUAAUAAAUCUAUGGUUGAUUAAACAAAUAAAAAUUAAAAAAUAUAACCUCCUUAAUGAUAAGACUUCAUGCCAUUAACAAUAAUUUUAUUCCUAUGUCUUCUUUUCUAAUGAAACAAAAUGUAUUUAAAAUUCACAAAGUAAGAUGAGUUGAGAUGAACUUGUAUGGUUAAUCUUAUUCAUGUUAUUAUAUCAUAAUUGUGUUUAUUUCAGUUAUCUCAAGGCCGUAGGACAGCCAGUCUUAAAGCAUCUCUUGAAGCAAUUCAUUCUGGAGCCCCUUUAACAGGCCAGAUGAGUACUACUUCAGGUAUACUACCAGCAGAAUUGCCUAUUAGCAAAGAAUUAGCAGGUGUUGCACAUUUAGUUAAUCCUAAUAUAGAUGGAUCACGGAAACAUAGGAGGUAACUCAACAAAAACAAACUUAAUCGUUGAAAUUUAUAAUUAUUGGUUUGGGAAUAUCAUUUAUUUUAGACGAGGCGGAACUCAAAAUUCACAAAUGUCAACUGAAGAAGAUGUAGACGAACCGAUUGAUCCAAACGAACCUCGUUAUUGUAUAUGUAAUCAAGUAGCCUAUGGUACAAUGGUUGCUUGUGAUAAUAAAGGAGUAAUUAGAGAAAAAAUUAUAUUAUAUUAUAUCAAUACACUAAAAUAUAGUUUUUCAUGUAUAUUUAAAUUUCUAAUAUUCUUUAAUAUAGUGUCCGUAUGAAUGGUACCAUUGUGAAUGUGUUGGUAUAACUGAUCCGCCAAAAGGAAAAUGGUACUGUCCCCAGUGUAUUACAACAAUGAAGAGUCGAAGAUCACGAAAAACUACAUAAAUUGUUAAUAAGAAAAACAAACUAUAAAUAAGUACUUAUUUAUUACAUUUAUUUUUUAUAAAUAUAAUUGUAUCCAAUUUUUUUUAUUUGUAGAAAAAGGGUCUUAAUAACACAAAAUAUUUUAAUUGGUUCAAAUAAUCCUUAUUAUAUAAAUAAAAUAUAAUUUUAUAAUAUUAUUUAUGUUGGUAAUUAUUUUUACUUAAUAGUUACUAUAUAGUGUAUGC